AUGGACCUGAGAGGCAAAGCUAUCAGAGGCAUCGCUGCUGGCAUUGGCUUGGCUUCUGAAAGUAUAUCCGCACACAAGGCGAGCAAGCGAGAAAAGAAAGAACGCGAGUCCCAAAGAUCCGUUGAAGGGGUGGAUGGACAGCUUCAAAGAGAGCGUUUAAUCCAACGUGAAAGUGAACGCGAACAUUUCAUCGCUAAUCAACAUGAGCAAGUAUGGGAGCUGGACGAGGCCCAGGACGAACUACACGCCCAUGAACAGAGCAACGAGGAGGCUCCAUCUUACGAUGCGGUCCUGUUAGCGGAGGAGUUCAUUCGCAAUGUCCCUCCCCCGGCCUACGCACCAUCUGCAGCGCCACGGCUUCCUUGGCCUGUGAUUCUUCCGCAGCGUCGACCAAAGUCCCGCAAGAGAGGGUUCGUCAGAGCGUAUGCGCCCGUGCUGGAAGAUUUCGGGAUUGACCAGGCCAUGUUCCUGAAUUUCUUGGAGACAUCUAAUCGGGCGUGCCUGGCUAGUCCGUGGAUAUAUGCGCUCAACCUGGCGACGAUUCCGACGAUGUUUCUUCCCAGUGGGCUUUCAAUUGUGGUUUCGACUCUCAUCCAAAUCGGCACUGACGUUGCGAUUGCCGUUGAAGGAAGAAGAAAGACGAAUACCUUCUUUGAUAAAAUCAACGAGGAAUUCUUCCGCCCCCGUGGUCUCUUCUGUCUGGUCAUGACCUGGGACCCGGAGUCAUCAUCCACAUUCACGCAGUUCAACCUGAACACGACGAUCUCUACCGCUGUCGAGCACGGCGGACCGGGAUUCACGAACAAACUCAAGCAUAAGCUGAAAUCCUCCGAUGGAAAAACCGCAGGGGAGCUCCCAUUCCCCGAAGCGGCACCUCUGAUCUUCCCAGACCUCGACGACGACCUAGGAAGCAACGCCGCCGAAGGAAAACUAAAGGGCACGAAGAAGCGCAAGGAAUUCGUCGACAACUAUCUGGAUCGCCGUUCGCAAGCCAAAUUCAUAAUGGAAAACCCAGACAGUGCAUUGAACCUGGCGCCCAAACCCAAAUUCACCUCGCGCUAUGCCGAUCCCACCCACCCAGCCAGCAGCGGCGACUUCUUAGGCCUCAUCACCGGCGGAAAAUUCACCUCGGAUAACCUCCCCCGACGUGCUCCUCCUGCGGCGCUGGGCCGAAGCGUACUCCCAGACCAACGCGGACGACACGGACGAGACCGACGCUUCCAAGAGUCGGGUCCUGGGGGGAACCUCCGGCUGGGCUCGUUACCUGCGGGGAAUAUCGUCGAGUCUCUUCUCUCCAGACGAACUUCUGGGUCGACGCACCGAAACGCAUCCACCUCGCACGACAGAUACCAAGCGGAGAUGGCUGAAGUAGAAAUCGAACGCGGACAGACCAGACAGCGCCAGCCGGGGCCACCUUCUGGCGGAAUCGGAGGGGGGAUUCAGAAGCUGUUGAAAAGUAAAGUUCUGUACCUGAUGAUAGUGAAUAUGCCAUCGGAGGAGGAACUGGCGGAAGCUCGAGCGAUGCUGAAUUCGUAGGUGUGGAAGGCUGCUAUAAUUGACUUGGAUGAUU
This is a messenger RNA of Aspergillus ochraceoroseus IBT 24754, 1570 nucleotides long. RefSeq lists its product as uncharacterized. Lineage: Eukaryota; Fungi; Ascomycota; Eurotiomycetes; Eurotiales; Aspergillaceae. The record is from RefSeq and is a predicted model, not a curated record. Bases 1 to 1536 code for a protein of 511 amino acids. The transcript has 5 exons.